GGCGAUGGUGGUGGUGGUGGUGGUGUUGGUGGUAGCGGAGGUGGUGGAAGAGCGAACGUAGUAGGUGUAACGUCGCCGUCGUCGUCGUAACGCGACGAGCGAGUAGUAGUAGUGACACGACGAAACUAAGUGGCCGCGAACGUGAGUCGGGUUCGAUACGUAACCGCGAAUCUCGUGAACGAGGAAGUGCGUGCGUGCGAGUAGUAACUACUUUAGGGAGGAAGAGAAAGAGAAAGAGAAAGAGAAAGAAGAAGAAAAAGAAAAAGGAAAAGAGGAGUAGAAGAAAAAGAAAAAGAAAAAGAAAAGAGAAAGAGAAGUGGAAGUAGAAAGGGUAAAAGGAGGAAGCGGAAGAAGAAGAAGAAAAGGAAGAGGAAGAGGAAGAAGAAGUAGAAGAAAAAGAGGAGGAGGAGGAAGAAAGAAGGAGGGGAAGGAGGAGGUGAAAGGAGAAUAGAAAAGGAUUCCUGCUGCUCCUCCGUCGUCUGCCCUCCCCUAUUUUCUUCCUACCUCCCUCCCCGACGCGUCGCGGUCGCCGUCGCCGUCGCCGUCGCUGUCGCCGUCGCUGUCGCCGUCGUCGUCGCCGUCGUGCUCCUCCUCGUCAUCCUCGUCGAUUUCGUCGUCGCUGCUCUUCAUCCGGUUGGCUGUCGUGCGACGACGCGUCGUACGCGCACGGUCUUUCUCUACUUUCUAGCUCGGCUAGUCGAGCUCGAGUCGAGUCGAGUCGAAUCCGAGUCGAGUCGAGUCGAGUCGAGUCGAGUCGAGUCGAGUAGAGUCGAGUCGAGUCGAGUGGAGCGAAGCGUUCGGUCUACGACGUCGUCGUCGUCGCCGUCGUCGCCGUCGUCGUCGUCGUCUGGGUUGGUGGUAGUCCAGUCCAGUCCUCUUCGUCCGUCGUCGUCGUCGUCGUCGUCGUCGUCGUCGUCGUCGUCGUCGUCUUCGUCGUCGUAGUCGUCGUCGGGGCAGCAGCGGCGACAAGCGGCGGCGGCCGACAACAUCACGCGUCGUCGUCGUCGUCGUCGUCGUCGUCGUCGUUCUCCUCGUCGUCGUCGUCGUCGUCGUCGUUCUCCUUGUCCUCGCGUCCACGUCGUCUUUAACGCGACGGUGAGGUGCGCGCGAUCCCGUUUUUUUUCUCUCGUCUAGGGAAUCGAACGUGCCGAUUCGUUGGCGGCAAGCACGACGGCGGUGUGCUUCGAAAUCGCGAAUAAAUGUGUCGGUCACGGUACAAGACGUGAGAAGAAGCGGGGGCCACCGGCAAGCCGAGGUUUAUUUUUAGUGGCAAGCGCCAAGCAGUAAGCGGAGUGGUAUAAACGGCGCGCACAGUGGCCCGAUGAAGCGGCGUAUGUGACAUCAAAUUUCUCCUCUCUUGCCACCUCGAGAACGGACACCCCGAGACAUCUCGCCGUCGGACCAUCCACGCUGUUUGUCCUCCGAUUAUUUGGAGGACAGUGGAGCAGUGACGUUAGGGAUCAAUAAAAGCUGGUAGCUUAAGAGAAGAAUAUUAGAGUUGGCUUAGGCCAACCACGGUAACUAAGGCAAAAUGGCGACAAUAGAUGGCCGACCAGCCCAAUAUGGUAUUACUCUUAAGCAACUUCGUGAGCUCAUGGAGCACAGAGGUCGUGAAGGUGUCAAUAAGCUCAAUGGUUACGGUGGCGUGCAGGAGAUAUGUAAAAAGCUAUAUACUUCACCCAGCGAAGGUCUCAGUGGGUCGACAGCAGACAUUCAACAUAGGAGAGAUACGUUUGGCUCCAACAUGAUUCCUCCAAAGCCACCUAAAACGUUUUUACAAUUAGUAUGGGAAGCUUUACAGGAUGUUACUUUAAUCAUUUUGGAAAUAGCAGCUUUGGUUUCGUUAGGUCUUAGUUUUUAUCAACCAGCGGACGAAGAACAGAGUGCGUCAUCGAUAGAAGAGGAUGAAGGAAAAUAUGGUUGGAUUGAAGGACUUGCUAUAUUGAUCUCUGUCAUUGUGGUGGUGUUAGUGACGGCAUUCAAUGACUAUUCCAAAGAAAGACAGUUUAGGGGUCUUCAAAGUCGAAUCGAAGGAGAACAUAAAUUCUCUGUUAUUCGACAAGGAGAAGUCAAACAGAUUUCUGUAUCUGAUAUCGUUGUAGGUGACAUAUGUCAGAUAAAAUAUGGAGACCUGCUACCUGCAGAUGGUAUCCUUAUACAAAGCAACGAUCUUAAAGUGGAUGAAUCCAGUUUAACUGGAGAAUCGGAUCAUGUAAAGAAAGGAGAAGCGUUCGAUCCUAUGGUACUUUCAGGCACUCACGUGAUGGAGGGAUCUGGAAAAAUGUUGGUGACAGCGGUAGGUGUCAACUCCCAGGCUGGUAUAAUCUUCACCUUGUUGGGUGCUGCCGUUGAUCAGCAAGAGCAGGAAAUAAAGAAGAUGAAAAAAGAGGCUAAAAAGCAGCGGAAGAAGAAGUCAUUACCAGGAGACGAAGGAGCAGAAAUCACUGGGAACAGUCAUGCUGUUGGAACUGGAGGAACAGGUGGUAAACACGAGAGUGGAGAAAAUCAUCAUGGCGGAGGUGGACAAGGAGGUGGAGCAGAGUCUACUAAGAAGGAGAAGAGCGUUCUUCAAGCUAAAUUAACGAAGUUAGCGAUACAAAUCGGUUAUGCUGGCUCGACCAUAGCAGUACUCACCGUGAUCAUUCUAAUCAUUCAAUUUUGCGUCUCGACGUUCGUAAUCGAGGGAAAGCCAUGGAAGAACAUUUAUGCCGGUGAUCUGGUACGGCAUUUGAUUAUCGGUGUUACUGUCCUCGUCGUUGCCGUACCCGAAGGUCUUCCUCUGGCUGUCACCUUAUCGCUCGCUUAUUCCGUCAAGAAAAUGAUGAAGGACAACAAUUUGGUACGGCAUUUGGAUGCUUGCGAAACGAUGGGUAACGCUACCGCCAUUUGUUCGGAUAAAACCGGAACCCUGACGACCAAUCGUAUGACAGUGGUAGAGUCCUACAUAUGCGAGAAAAUGAGCAAGACGGUUCCAAGCUUUUCCGAUAUCCCGAGCCACGUUGGAAACUUAUUAAUACAAUCCAUCUCCAUUAAUUCGGCGUACACGUCCAGAAUCAUGCCCUCGCAAGAACCUUCAGAAUUGCCGAUGCAAGUCGGUAACAAAACCGAAUGUGCCUUACUUGGAUUCGUAGUGGCCCUGGGCGAAAAAUAUCAAACUGUUAGAGAUGACCACCCUGAGGAAACUUUCACGCGGGUCUAUACUUUCAAUAGCGUUAGAAAGAGCAUGUCCACUGUUAUUCCAAGGGAAGGUGGUGGAUAUAGGCUUUUCACCAAGGGCGCUUCCGAGAUCAUCAUGAAGAAAUGUGCCUUUAUCUACGGUCGCGACGGUCAUCUGGAAAAAUUUACGAGAGAGAUGCAAGAACGUCUGGUUAAGAACGUGAUAGAACCAAUGGCGUGUAACGGUCUACGUACAAUCUCGAUCGCAUAUCGCGACUUUGUACCCGGGAAGGCGGAGAUAAAUCAAGUACACUCGGAUAACGAGCCGAAUUGGGAGGACGAGGAAAAUAUCGUUAAUAAUUUAACGUGUCUCGGUAUCGUCGGUAUCGAGGAUCCAGUACGUCCCGAGGUACCAGACGCAAUUAGAAAGUGCCAAAAGGCUGGUAUAACAGUACGAAUGGUCACCGGUGACAAUAUUAAUACGGCUAGGUCGAUCGCCUUGAAGUGCGGAAUAUUAAAACCAAACGAGGACUUUCUUAUUCUCGAAGGGAAGGAGUUUAAUCGAAGGAUCAGAGACAGUAACGGUGAGGUACAGCAACAUCUGUUGGACAAAGUGUGGCCAAAGUUAAGGGUUUUGGCUAGAUCAUCGCCAACCGAUAAGUAUACAUUGGUAAAGGGUAUAAUCGACAGCAAAGCAACGGCCAGUCGUGAGGUAGUAGCCGUGACCGGUGAUGGUACGAACGAUGGUCCGGCAUUAAAGAAAGCCGACGUUGGCUUUGCCAUGGGUAUAGCUGGUACCGACGUGGCGAAGGAAGCUUCCGACAUUAUUCUGACGGACGAUAACUUUUCUUCCAUCGUUAAGGCCGUUAUGUGGGGAAGAAACGUCUACGAUAGUAUAGCAAAGUUCUUGCAAUUUCAGUUGACCGUUAACGUCGUAGCUGUUAUCGUCGCCUUUAUCGGAGCAUGUGCCGUACAAGAUUCACCGUUAAAAGCGGUACAAAUGUUGUGGGUUAAUCUGAUUAUGGACACUCUAGCGUCCCUUGCACUUGCCACCGAAUUGCCUACGUCGGAUCUGUUACUUCGCAAGCCGUACGGACGCACAAAGCCGUUGAUAUCAAGGACGAUGAUGAAAAAUAUUCUUGGUCAGGCAGUUUAUCAGUUGACUGUUAUUUUUAUGCUUCUUUUCGUUGGCGACAAGAUGCUAGAUAUCGAAACUGGCCGAGGAGUUGCGGCUAGAGGUGGCGGACCCACUCAACAUUUCACCGUCAUCUUUAAUACCUUCGUCAUGAUGACUCUCUUCAACGAAUUUAAUGCCAGAAAAAUUCAUGGUCAGCGCAAUGUCUUCCAGGGAAUAUUCACCAACCCUAUAUUUUAUUCUAUUUGGAUUGGCACGUGUUUGUCGCAGGUGGUCAUCAUACAGUACGGUAAAAUGGCGUUCAGCACAAAAGCUCUUACGUUAGAACAAUGGAUGUGGUGCCUGUUCUUCGGAAUCGGGACGCUAUUGUGGGGCCAAGUAGUCACGACUAUUCCAACACGGAAGAUACCCAAAAUUCUCUCAUGGGGCCGCGGCCAGCCGGAUGAUAUCGGUGCUAUCAAUCUAGGAGACGAGAAAUUCGACCCCGACUCGGAUAAAAAGCCGCGAGCAGGACAAAUACUAUGGAUCCGUGGUCUUACACGGCUACAGACGCAGGUGAUAGGUGGCGAGUUGCAGGAACGUUUGAUACCGGUACCCUACAGCAAGAGUUCGACAGACCAAGCUAUCCGCGUAGUGAACGCAUUUCGGCAGGGCCUAGACGCGCGCUACGGCGAGCAUAGCAGCAGCACAUUGGCAGAAGUAUUGAGAAAGCAGUCACCCUUCAGUAAGCGGUUAUCACAGACGAGCAGUAUCGAGUACGCGGACAACAUACCGGACGAGCUGACUAUACCAGAGAUCGACGUUGAAAGAUUGUCGAGUCAUAGUCAUACCGAAACAGCUGUGUAGAGUUAAACUACCAAUUAUCACAACCCACUACCACCACCAACCACCAACCACCACCACCAUCACCAUUACCACCACCACCACCAAUAACAACAAUAACAACAAUAACAACAAAACCAACAAAAACAAAAAGGCCCGUCAUCGUCGAUCGAUCGAAUGGAGAUGGAUGGAUGGAUGGACGGAUGGAUGGAUGGGUGGGUGAUGGAUCGAUCGAUCGAUCGAUGAUCAUCGGAUAUCGUCGCAUCGUCAAAUCGGAUCAAGAAUUUGCUGUUUUUAUGAGAAGAAUGACAAGGGAGAUAAAGAGGGGAAAAAAGUGGAGGAGAGAAAAAAGAAAAGAAAAGAUCCUUGUCUCCUCCUCUUCUCCGACUCUUCGAAACUUCUACUUCGUUAUAAUUGAUGAUAGUUGAAACUUUGCAAGAACAACAAAAAAGAACGAACGAACUUCCAAACGUUUCGUUUCGAGACGCAACCGAUCAACCGAUCGAUCAAUCAAUUAAUCAAUCGGUCGGUCAAUCAACCCUUAACCCUUCACCCUUAACCCUUUAACCCUUUACCCACCUAAGAAAAACCCUCAACACGCGAUACCUCGAGAGCUCGUAGCCGUCUGUUUGUUUAUUGCUGAGUGAUUGAGGGAACUACGAAGGGGGUGGGUUCAAGGUGAUUAAGAAGGGAUUAGGUUCAUGAAGAGAGAAGGAACGAAGAGGAGGAGGAGGAGGAGGAAGAGGAAGAAGAGGAGAAGGAGGAGGCAAAGAAAGAGAAGGAAGAGAAGGAGAAAGAGAAGGAAAAGGAGGAGGAGGAGGAAGAGGAGGAGGGGGAAGAGCAGGAGGGGGUGGUAUGGAACAAUUUAGAAUCUGUCGAACAGUACUACCAUCCAUCCCCUUUUAAACAUCCUCCGGGUGGACGACGGUGAUCUUCCGAAUCUGAUUUUCAAAUCGUCUCUAAAUAUGUAUACAUAUAUACAUACAUAUAUACAUACAUAUAUAUAUAUAUAAGUAUAAUAAAAAAACUAUAUAUGCAUAUAUGUGUAUAAUAAAAAUAUAUAUAUGUAUGUAUAUGUGUAUAUAUAUGUGUAUAUAUAUAUAUAUAUAUAUAUAUAUAUAUAUAUAUAUAUAUAUAUAUUCGUCCUUGCGAUCAUAAGCUGAUCCGUGCGGGAAACACCAAUUAUAAUAUUACCGAAGCAACGCACCACUGCCUCCGUUAUGUUAGUCCUUGCGUUUCGAUCGUCGUCUCAUCGCAACCACCACCACUACCACUACCAACCACCACCACCACCACCACCACCACCACCACCACCACCACCACUAUUAUUACUACUACAAGAACAAGAACAAGAAUGAGAACAAGAAGAACAACAACUAUUGCCGCCGUCGUCGUCGUCGUCGUCGCUGCCGCUGCCGCUGCCGCCGCUGGUGCAGUUAUUGCCAUCGUACGCCAAUUAAUUAAUUGCUACGCAGCUCUCUGAUUCGUCCUCCUUAAUCGUCGUCGUUGUUGUAUUAAUAUUCUUCUUCUUCUUCUUAUUCUUCUUCUUCUUCUUCUUCCUCUUCUAAUCUUGUGAUCUUCUACUUCUACUUCUUACUUCUUCUGAUCUUAUGUAUUACUCUUAUUUAUGUAUUAUUAUUAUUAUUAUUAUUAUUAUUAUUAUUAUUAUUAUUAUUAUUAUUAUUAUUAUUAUUUGUUUAAGAUCGAGAUGUUGAUUUCUAUAAUAUCGAAUAUAUUGUACGUUCUCGACGCACCGCUUUUUCGAAAACGAAAUGUGUGAGAGACACUUGUACGAAGAGAGGGAAGAUUAGAAAGAUAGAUAGAGAGAGAAGAAUUUAGAGAAAGAGAAAGAAAGAGAAAGAAAGAGAGAGAGAGAGAAAGAUAGAGAUAGACGGAAUACAUUUAUCCUCUUUUUAUUUCGUUAUAAUUAAUUAUAAUUAUUUGUAAAUUGAAAUUAAUAUUUUCAUUUUAACGUGCACGCACAUAUAAUGCCAUCUCCCUUUCUCUUUCUCUCUCUCUCUCUCUAUCUCACUCAUUCUCUCUCUCUCUCUCUCUCUCUCUCUCUUUUUGAUUCUCUCAUUACAAACUCUUCCCAUUCAUCUCUCUCUCUCUCUUUCUCUUUCUCUCUUAUCUCGAGCGACUUAAGAAUGAUCUAGUCACUAGUUUGUAUUUUCAAGGAACAUACUCUGCACUGAGGGUGCCUUAAACGUGAAGUUUAAACAAUGUGUUGUUUCAGGCAUAAAUACAUAACACGAAUAUACACAUGUACACACAUAUACAUAUAUACUCGUAUAUAUACAUACAUACAUACAUACAUACGUACGUACGUACAUACAUAGAUGCAUACAUACAUGCGAGAGAGGACACUCGGAAGGAGUGAUCAUGCGUGAUGAUCGAUAUUUCUUCUUCCACUGUUACUUCUCCUUCUUCUUCUUCUUCUUCUACUACUUCUUAUAUUUCGAAUAUUUCUACUAUUAAUAGUUACUAUUGUUAUUAUUACUACUAGUAGUAUGCCAUUGUUACUAUUAACUAUCUCUAUUAGUACUAUUACUAUUACUAUUACUAUUACUAUUUCUUCUUCAUCUUCUUCAUCCUCUUCUAUUUCUUAUUCUUCUUCUUCUGAUUCUUCUUUCUUGGUUCAUCGCAGAUCGCCAUUAUUGCGAUUAGAUCGGUAAGACGUACUCGUAUUACUUUUUUUUUUCUCAUUCGUGCAUGCUUAAUUAACCCUCUAUAAUAUUUAUAAUUUUUGAUUGCGUUUAUAACGAAAUUUUACCUACGACACAAUGUCAAUGUUAUGUAGUAGUAUUCAUUGUACUAGUAAUAUUGUACUUAAAGAAAAAAAAAGAAAAAAAAAAGAAAAGGAAAAAAAAUAUGAAAAAGAAGUUAUGAAAAAUGAUCGGUUACAAGAUUGAAUUUAAUGUAACGAUAACGUGAUGAUAUUACUUAUGUCAGUAUGAUUAUACUAUACUAAGUCUAAAUUAUAUUUCAAAAACGUGAAAAGAUUCAUUUGAAAAUUCAAAUUAACGUAAUAAUAAUAAUAAUAAUAUUAAUAUUAAUAAUAAUAAUAAUAAUAAAAUGUUUACUUAUACUAGUAUAAUUAUACUAUACUUAAGUAUAGAUUAUACAUUAGAAACAAAAAGAACAAGUUUCUAAACGAAGCGGAAAUUAAAAAGAUAACAGUGACAACAUGAUCACAUAUAUAUUAGUAUAAUUAUACCAUACUAAGUCUUAAUUGUACUUUGAAAAGAUGAAAAAUCUCAGAUUCACAAAGAAAAUUAACAUAAAGAUAAAACAACGUAAUUACUUCUACUAUUAUAGUAUAAUUGUAUUAUAAUAAGUAUAAAAAAGAAUUGAAUCCAUAGAAAAAAAAAAAUAAUAAAUAAAUAAAAAAGAAAGACGAAGAAAAUUCUCAAAGAUUAACGAAACAGGAAUUACUUAUAUUAGUAUAAUUAUACUAUACUAAAUACAAAAAUUAUACAUACUACAGAAAAUAUGAAAAAUUAUAAAUAUGAAUGAACAAUAAAUUUUCUGACGAUAAAAUGAUAAAUAAUUUUAAAGAUUACACGACGUUAUAGAGGGUUAACGAUAUAUAAACAAAGUCUCAACUAUAUAAUAUAUAUAUAUAUAUAUAUAUAUAUAUAUAUAUAUAUAUAUAUAAAAUAAAAAUCGAUUAAAGAAAAGAAAAAGCGAAAUCCCAGAAGUGUUUGUAAUCUCGUUUGAAAAAAAAUCCUAUUAUUUUUACACACACACACACACACACACACACACAUAUAUAUAUAUUAUUUUAUUCAUUUCAUAACUUUUUCUUUAUUGCCUUCUAUAUUUAUUUAUUUAUUUAUUUAUUUAUUUAUUUAUUUAUUUAUUUAUAUGACUACCACGUUAAAAUAUACUCAGGAUCUAGCUUUACUUAUAUAUCGCGUAUAAAAUUAUUAUUUUCCAUUUUUAGAACGUCAUUCCCGAAGAAACUGGCACGAUGACCAAUACUUAAUUAAAACGCGAAUGAACCAAAAUUUAACAAAAAAAAAAUUACAAUAAAAAAAGGAGAGAGAGAGAGAGAGAGAGAGAGAAAGAAAGAGAGUCAAAAAGACUCGAUAAAAAAGAAAUACUAGCUAAACAAAAUAACAAGUGUUACGAUCGUUAUAAUGGGUCUCAACGAAGUUUCUAUGAAGAACUCGAUGGCUAUAUUUUAAAUCGAUCAUCGAUAUUUAAUUCAUUCAUUAAAUUUAAUCGAUAUAAAAUACUCUUGUAUGAUAAUAUUUCGAGUUGACUGAAUGAAAAGAAGAGAAAUAAUAAUUAAAAACUUGAAAAAAAGAAAACGAAUAAAUAUCGCGUUCGAAUAUUAUUAUUAUUACAAUCAUUACCAUCUUUAUCAUGAGUAUAUUAUUUAACAAAAUAAAAAAGAGCACGAGCAUACGCGCGCGUACAUACGUCUGUACAUUUCUCACAGGCCUCGAAAAGUUGAAAAUUAGAGAUUAGAUGUUAUUUUUGUCUUUUUUUUUGUUUUGAAAGAAAGAGAGACAGAGAGAGAGAGAAAGAGUAAGAGCAAGAAAUGAAAAAAACAAAAAAAAAAAAGAAAAAUGGAGGGCUCGAGAGGCCUAUAUUAAAAACUGCACCUUAUUCUAGUCUUAAGCACUCUGUAUGCCUUACACUGCCAAACGAUAAAGACGCGCGCUCUUAUUAUUAUUAUCUAAAUAUAUAUAUAUAUAUUUAUAUAUAUAUACACAUAUAUUUAUAUGUGUGUGUGUAUAUAUAUAUGCUCUAUUUAUGUUUUUAACGUGCACACGACGACGUUUACAUUAAAUUACGUACUGUUAUCAAGGGUCGUCGUGCCUCUCUCGAUCUUUGUCAAAUUUUUUUUUUUAUUCGUCUCAUUUUCCUCUUAUAUACAUACAUACAUACAUAUAUAUAUAUAUAUAUAUAUAUAUAUAUAUAUGUGUGUGUACGAUUAAUUACAAUCUUCAUUAGAUUCUCAUUUUCACUUUUUUUCGCUAUCGUAGUAAUUUUCGACCCGAUGUAACAGAUAUAUAUGUAUAUGUAUAUAUAUAUAUAUAUAUAUAUAUAUAUAUAUAUAUAUAUAUAUUAUAAAUAUAUAAAAACAAAUAGGAAAAAAUAUUGAAAAAAAUAAAAGGGUCACGUGCGACGAUCGUCUCAAAAAUAGAUAAUACAUUACAACAAAAUAAGAUAAUAACAUUUUUUAUCUUUACGUUUCUUUUUUUUAAUUUUAUCAUUCCUUUUACCAUUUCAUUGUUUCUUUUUUUUUAAUUAUCUCCACUAUCUUCUUUGAUUUUUUAUUUUUCGAAAUUGUUAAUAAUUAAAACAAGAUUUUGACAAACUUUAACGAACCCUCUAUAACUGAAACGUCUUUUCUUUUUUUGUUUUGUUUAAUAAGUUGUACCAGUAUAUAAUUAUAUUAUAUACUGAACGAUUGUUUAUAAUUUUAUCUGAGAAAUAUUACAAACUUUUCGGAUCGCAUACGCAAUGUGAAAUUUAUAUUAUAUUGUAUAAUAUAAUAUAUUAGUAUAUAUAUGUAUGGUAUAAUUACAUAAGUCAUAUACCUUGUAUAGUAUAAUUAUAUAUUAGUAUGAAUAAUACUAGUAUUAUAAUAUAUUACUAAUGUAAUUGCAAAAAAGUACUAGUGCCGAAUUACAAGAAAAAAAAGAAGAUAUAUAUAUAUAUAUAUACAUUUAUUAGUAUAAAAUUGUAUUAUACUAUACUUCAUACUAAUAUAAUUAUAUUAUACUAAGUAUAAAUAAUAUUAAAAUAAUGAUAUAACAAAAUAAAAGUACACAACUUUGUAUGGUAUAAUAUUAUACUGGUAUAAUAAAAAAAAGUAUAAAUUAUAACUUGAAAAAAUAAAUCACGAAAUAAAUUCGGAUACAAAUUAACAAUUACUAUUUUCUAUUGAGAAAAUCAAAAACUAAUUUGACAAAGGGAUUCAACAUAUACAUCACGUUAUAGAGGGUUAAUAAAAAAAAAAGAAAAACAAAAAGAAAUACACAAAUUCAAUAAAAAUAAUCAACGACAAUUAAACAAAAGGAAGAAAAGGAGAAUAGUAUCGGUCGAGGAAUUAAAGUCGAUGGUCACGUAAAGAAUCGAGGAUCGCGAAUUUAACAAUUAAAUUCAUUAAAUUAAUUAACGUCAACGAUCACGAUAGAUCAUGAUAGAUCACGAUAGAUCGAUCGAUAUGUUCUAUAAAUCGAAUGGUUCAGUAAAAAAAAAAUCAUCGACAGAAUUUAAUUAAAUUUAUUAUAUUAAAUAAUUAAUCAAUUAAUGUCGAUUAUUUAUGUUAUUAAUUAUGUUAUAACGAUCGAUCGAUCGAUAGAUCGGUAUGUUUCAUAGAUCAGAUCCUCGUUCAUUGUUUUCCUACUCUCUCUUAGUGCUUUUUAUCGGAUACGUCUUUCCAACGUAUCGUUGGUAUUCGAUCUCGCGGUCUUUCGCAUAUAUUACUAUUAUUACUACUAUUGCUACUACUACUACUACUACUACUACUACUACUACUACUACUACUACUACUACUACUACUACUACUACUACUACUACUACUACUACUACUACUACUACUACUACUACUACUACUACUACUACUACUACUACUACUACUACUACUACUACUACUACUACUACUACUACUACUACUACUACUACUACUACUACUACUACUACUACUACUACUACUACUACUACUACUACUACUACUACUACUACUAUUACUACAUAGUACUACUACUACUACUACUACUACUACUAUUACUACUACUACUACUACUACUACUACUACUACUACUACUACUAUUAUUAUUACUAUUAUACUAUUAUAGCUUUACCUAAAAGCGGUGCGAUACUUGAACGUCGGUAUUCAAUCUAAUUUAAAAUAAAAAUUAGGAUCGUUGAAAAGAUUAUUACACUUGGUCCUAUAAAACAAAAAGAAAAGAAAAAAACGAAACGUUGCCGACAUUUUCCAUGUAUAAUAUAUAUAUUAUAUAUUAUAAUAUAUAUACAUAUAUAUAUUUUUCAUUUCAAUCGUAAACGUAUUUAUGUGAAAACGAGCAACAAAUUUAUUAUUAAUUCUAUCUCUUUCUCUCUCUCUCUCUUUCUGUCUGUCUCUCUCUCUCUCUCUCUUUCUCUCUCUCUUUCUCUCUUUCUUUCUCUCUCUCUCUCUCUCUCUCUCUCUCUCUCUGUGAUUUCUCAUUUCGUAAACGAGAAAUCUAUCGAAUUAUUCUAAAUUCCUUGCUCGACAUUUCACAAUUCAUACGUUGUCUCCUAUGAGAAUGUAAGCAAUAAAAAGAAUUAAUGAGAAUGAAAAGUAGGAAAAGAAAUAUAAUGAAAAAAGUAAAAAGGAAAAAAAUGAGAGGUGGAAGAAAGGCAGAGAAAAAUGAAAAAGUAAAUAAUAGUAAUUACAGUCGGCACGGUUCGAUCAAAAAAUGGCCAAGCAAAGCGAAAAGGCUUCGUUGUCUCGACGAAGGUACACAGUUUAUAUACAUACAUAUAUGAUACAGACAUACUUAAUAUUUUUUUUCUUUGUUAUUCUUUUUCUUUUUUUUUUUUUAAUUAGAAUUAAAUUGAAUUAAAUUAAAUUAAAUUUUUCUUUUUCUUUUUUCUUCUGCGUGCGGGCCAAUGCAAAAAAUGAGGGAAAGAAAGGAAAAGAAAAAAAAAAAAGAAAAGAAAAGAAAAAAAAAUUUACAAGAAAAAAAACGUAAUAAUAAUAAUAUCGUAGAAAAGUUGUGUGCGUGUGUGUAAUCUUUUAGUUUUCGUUUUGUGUUUUGUCGACGAAAACGGACACGUUUAUAAGAAUGCAAUAAUUAAUUAAUUAUUUAAUUAUAUAAUUAAAUAAUCAAUUAAUUAACUAUCAUCAUCAUCAUCAUUAUCAUUUUUAUUAUUAUUAUUAUUAUUAUUAUUAUUAUCAUUAUUAUUAUUAUUAUUACUAUUAUUAUUGUUGUUGUUGUUAUUAUUAUUAUUAUUAUUAUUGUUAUUGUUGUUGUUGUUAUUAUUAUUAUUAUUAUUAUUAUUAUUACUAUUACUACAAUUAUGCAGAUUACUAUCAAAGUUUAAUUAUAUUUUACGUACUUAAUAUUCAUUUAUAUACAUACAUACAUAGAUAUAUAUAUACAUAUAUAUAUAUAUAUAUAUAUAUAUAUAUAUAUAUAUAAAAUCCUAUUCAGAAAUUCGCUCUUUAUUUUAGAUAAUUCGAAAGAAUAAGACAAUUACUUACAAUAUAAGAUACAAACUACAACAGUACUUGUAACGUUAAUCUGAUAUUUCCGUAUAUGAUGUAUUGUAAUCAUCCUCCUUCAAUUAUCAUAAUCACUGAUUAUUAUUAUUGAUUGCUGAUCAUAAUUCUUGAUCAUUGAUCAUCAUGAAUCAUCAUCGUUGAUCAUCGUUAUUAUUAUAAUUAUUACAAACCAAAGAAUGAAUGAAUUAAUUAAUUCAUCGUAACUCAUUAUCGUACAAUAAUCAUCGAAGAUAAUUUGUCGAUUAGAAUCACCGUCCCAGUUAGUAUAUAGCCGAGCCGUCAAAAUGAUUUUUUAUUGGCAUACGAUAUAGGUACAUACGUACGUACCUUUCUACCAGAUACGCUUCCAUGAUUUGGUAUUACGAAAAAGAAGAAAAAGAUAAAAAAAAAGAAGAAGAAAAGAAAGAAAAAAGAAAAAAAAGACAUUCAACAAUUAAUUAUUACAAAGGAUUUAUGUCAACGUUAAUAAUUAUAACAGUACAUAUAUGGAGGUUCGCAUAAUCGAAAUGAAUUAUUAUUCCUAAAGAAAAAAGAAAAAAAAAAGAAAACAAAAAAUGAAAAGAAAAACUUAUUCUUUUCUUUUUUUCUCUCUUUUUUUUUUUAUUUCUUUUUCCAAUUCCGACGAAAUCAAAAAAAGAAGAAAAACCGAAACCGAACCGAAUAAAUAAAAAAAUAAAUAAAUAAAUUAAUUAAUUAAAUUAAUCAAUCGAUCGAUCGAUCGAUCGACGGGUUGGUCGAUCAAUCAAUAAAUCAAUCAAUAAAUAAAUAAUUAAAUAAAAAACGAAAUGGAGGACGCUGCGUUUCUUCGAUCGUACGAGACAACAGGAAAGUUCAUCACUGCGAUUGGGACCAAAUCUCGAUCAUCGUAAUAAACACGCGACAUAUAAAAUGGAGAUAAUUAGCAUGGAGGAGAUAAAACAACAAAAAAAAAAAGAAUAAAAUAAUAACAAAAUAAAAAAAAGAAAGCAAGAAAGAAAGAGAAAUAGAGAGAAAGAGAGAGAGAGAGAGAGAGAGAGAGAGAGAGAGAGAGAGAGAGAGAGAGAGAAGAACACAAGUAAAAGGCAUGCUUCUUUUCAUCUUAUUAUUAUUGUUAUUAUUAACAUUGUUUAUUAAUUCGAUCGUUCGAACUUAACUAUCUUUAAGUUCCUUCCAAAUAAAUAAAUAAAUAAAUAAAUACUAAGUACGUCCGAGUCGAUCCUGAAAUCGAUCCUCGAGAUCGAUCGAUCUCUAUGAUCUAUGGCAAGAAAGAUAGAGAUGAAAGAUAAAUAAAUUAAUAAAUGAAUAAAUAAAUAAAUAAGAAAAAAGAACAAAAAAAAGAAAAAAAGAAGAUAAACAAAAAAAGAAAAUGUAAGGUGACGAAGCUAUAGAAAGUCGUUAUUUUUCUCGCUCGGAAACUUUCGACGUUUCGUGUUCGUAAGCGAUCUUACGUCGUUCUACGUGUAUGUACUUGCAUAAAAGAUUAAGAAAAAAAAAAAUAAAAAAAUAAAAAAAUAAAAAAACAAAUAUACAAAAUAUGCAUGUGCAUAUACUUAUAAGGCAAGGACAUUAUUCCGUAAGAGAGUUCAUGUCGUGACAAAGCGCUCGUCGAUUCCGACUGGUUAUACGUUAUAUACAUAAUAUAUAAUAUACAUGUGUGUAUAUAUAUAUAUAUGUAUGUAUGUAUGUAUAUAGAUUAUAUAUAAACAUAUAUACAAAUAUAUAUAUAUGUAUAUAUAUAUGUACAUGUAUGCAUAUAUAUAUAUAUAUAUAUAUAUAUAUAUAUAUAUUUAUCGAAGUUAAAGAUAUGAAAAAUUUUAGUAACGUUGGAACGAUGCUUCUUAUAUAUUGCAAGGGCAAACGAAAUAAUAAUUAUUAAUAAUAAUGCUAAUGAUAAUUAUUAAUAAUAAUAAUAAUAAUAAUAAUAAUAAUAAUAAUAAUAAUUAAUAAUAAUAAUUAAGAGAACGAAAAAGAAAAGGAAAAAAAUAAAAGAAAGGAAAAAGAAAGAGGAGAAAAGAAAUAUGAUGGUUAAUAUCGUUAAGACGAUUGUGUUUCGUACGUAUAUUUGUGUGCGUAUAAAUAAUAUUGUAUAUCGAUGAGUAUACACAUGCAUAAAUAUGUGUAUAUACGUAUAAGUGAAGAAAAAAAAAAAAUAACAAAAAGAAAAAAAAAUAAGAAAAAAGAAAUGAAGACAAACAAACAAACAGCGUUAAUUAAUUGAUCAAAUUAAUUAAUGAAAAAAGUUUUCGUGUUCUUCGAAGAGAGAAGAGAAAUAAAUUCUUGUCUAGUGAUUGUGUAUCGACGUUGCGUUAAGAAAAAAAUAAAUAAAUAAAGAAUAAAAAAUAAAUAAAUAACUUAACUAACUAAAUAAAUAAAAAAAAAAGAAACAAAAAGAAAAGAAAGAAACGA
Vespula vulgaris is the source of this 15728-nucleotide messenger RNA. RefSeq names its product plasma membrane calcium-transporting ATPase 3 (gene PMCA). Bases 1532 to 5137 code for a protein of 1201 amino acids. Gene Ontology annotation, biological process: calcium ion transmembrane transport; regulation of cytosolic calcium ion concentration. The record is from RefSeq and is a predicted model, not a curated record. NCBI's taxonomy places the organism in Eukaryota, Metazoa, Arthropoda, Insecta, Hymenoptera, Vespidae. Gene Ontology annotation, cellular component: intracellular membrane-bounded organelle; membrane. The transcript has 15 exons. Gene Ontology annotation, molecular function: ATP hydrolysis activity; P-type calcium transporter activity; ATP binding.